Clonostachys rhizophaga is the source of this 1866-nucleotide messenger RNA. Lineage: Eukaryota; Fungi; Ascomycota; Sordariomycetes; Hypocreales; Bionectriaceae. The record is from the annotation of a GenBank genome assembly.
AUGGGGCAAUGGUGGGUCGCCCAGCGCAUUGACGACACUGUCACCCGCCAGUUCGUCGAGAAGCACCUGGUUCGCGAUGAGAUUGAGCUCCUCGAUAAGCCUGUGGGCUUCAGCUCCGAGGCCUUGACCGAGAGGACCUACUGGGAGAGCAUCCAGCAAAACGCCAAGCGCAUGUUCCUGAUCCUCGUAGACAUCGGCCUGCCGGAUCAGAUAUUCGGUAUCGUGGACGAUGGCUGGGAAGACGCUGAGCUUCCUCUUGCGCCCCGCGACGUCGAGCGCCUGGAGCUCACGGCUGCCAAGGAUGAGCGCGUGGAUCGCAAGUUCUACCAGCGUCAAUUCCAUUACCUCGUCAGGACGAUCGAGGGCGGUGAGCACUACUCGUUCAGCGACCAGGAACUCGUUCCGCUCGAUGUUGUGGAAAAGACUCCUCAUCUUAGCUCCAAGGGCAGCCAGGUUGAGAAAGUCCGGCUCCCCAACAUCCCAGGCAAGACGUUUAUCCGCCGCAAGUACCAGUUGGGGAAAUUCCCAGAGGCCACCACAAUGACUGAGUUCCUGGAAAUGGUCAACGCACUUAAGAAUAUCCAGAACCGGCAUCUCAUCUCAUAUUGGGCGUCAUACACUCACCAAGGCUUUAACUACCUCCUACUAACCCCAGUGAGCGACUUCAACCUCAAAUCAUUUUUGUCGAGCACACCCUCCACCUUCAAGGCCCUGCCUAAGAAAACCCGGAGAGAGCUUGUCAUCAACUGGAUUCUUUGCCUAGUCGACACAGUCUGCUUCUUACACAGCAAAAACCUCGCCCACUCCUAUCUCAAACCUUCAGCAGUCCUCUUCACCCAUCAAAACAGCAUAUUUCUCGUAGACCCCACGAGAUUAAGCUCCACGACAUCAACCUCCCAAGAAGACAAGGCCUCUUUUGAUCGCGAAUGGUAUGAUUUCGCUGCCCCCGAGCAGUGGCUACGGCCGUCCGGACCCGGUAGCCCCCCAUCUCGGAGAUCAAUCCUAGCUUCUCUGUCGGCCUCCCCCGAGGACAGUACACCCGGGAUUAGCCAGUUUGGAGGGCCUCGUGGAUCGCCGACGAUGCCCAGCCCUGGCCAACAGGCCGACAUCUUUUCGCUGGGCUGUAUUAUUCUCGAACUUCUCUCGUACCUUCUCAAGCGUUCCGGUAGUAAGUUUGCCAGCUUCAGAGCCGCCAAACACAAGCAAGCAGGAAGAGGCGGCGCAGUUCUUGACUCCUCCUUUCACAAGAAUCUCGAUCAAGUGGAGAAUUGGAUGUCCAGUUUGGCCAAGGAUGCGUCCAACAAGGCCUCGGACAACGAUGGCGCCAAUGUUUUUCGGGGAUACACCCCGAUCCUCCACGUUGUGACUGAGAUGCUCGCGGCCAACCCGUUCGAACGACCACCCGCUCACGAGAUCCAACAGCGCAUUUAUCAAAUUCUCCGACAAAACUGUGGGAUCAGCGAGCCGCACUGCGUCAAUCACUACACCGUGCCAUCGUCUCAAGCAUUCCCAUUCCCAGGCCAGGUACCGAUUCACGAUGCCCAUUUCUACCGACAGCCCCGAGUCCUUCCAGCCCAUCCAUACACCCACACCGGCGUUGCGUUCGGAUCGCCAGAGAGCCCUCCGCCCCUGCUACACCACCGGACCAACAGCAGCAGCGAAUACUCUCGUCACAGCCGGACCAGCAGCGUCACGACAGGAAGUAGCGAUAGGGAUGAUGGUUUGGAGAUUACCUCUGCUGCUGCCAGGGGAAUUCCAUCUCCACGGCCGAUACGACCCCACCCCGACCGAUCUAGAGUUCCUCUAUAUGCGAAUCACAUGCACCAGGGGCCUGUUUAUAGUGGAGGUCCGCACCACUAUGGAUGA